Messenger RNA from Galeopterus variegatus (Sunda flying lemur), 1066 nucleotides. It is a transcript of the gene DNAJC4, whose product is annotated as DnaJ (Hsp40) homolog, subfamily C, member 4. The transcript has 7 exons. Bases 260 to 946 code for a protein of 228 amino acids. NCBI's taxonomy places the organism in Eukaryota, Metazoa, Chordata, Mammalia, Dermoptera, Cynocephalidae. The record is from RefSeq and is a predicted model, not a curated record.
GGCAUCCCGGGCUGGUUGUCCAGACACCGAGGCCAGUGCGGGGAAGGGCCCCGGAGGCCUAGGUCGGAGGCGGGGGCGGGCCCAGGCACGGGGAUCUGGACCUGAGCAGGAGGACCCCCCGGUCCUGCGUCAGUCUUCCUUCGCGAGAAAAGAGGGCCAGCCGCUUCCCUCUGCCCCCGCAGGGCUUGAACGCUGGCCCCGUCUCGGUCCCAAUGCCCUCUUCUUUGUGGCCUCCUUUCCCCAGCUGCCGCUCGCCGCCAUGCCGCCCCUGCUGCCCCUGCGCCUGUGCCGGCUGUGGCCCCGCAGCCCUCCCACCCGGCUCCUCGGAGCGGCCGCCGGGCAGCGGUCGGUUCCCAGUAAUUAUUAUGAACUGUUGGGGGUGCAUCCUGGUGCCAGCACUGAUGAAGUUAAACGAGCUUUCUUCACCAAGUCCAAAGAGCUGCACCCCGACCGGGACCCUGGGAAUCCAGCCCUGCACAGCCGCUUUGUGGAGCUGAGUGAGGCAUACCGUGUGCUCAGCCGUGAGCAGAGCCGCCGUAGCUAUGACCACCAGCUCCACUCAGCGAGUCCCCCGAAGUCUUCAGGUGCCACAGCUCAUCCCCAAUCUGCUCGUCAAACACACAGCAGCUCCUGGGCGCCCCCUAAUGCACCAUACUGGGCCCAGUUUCACGGUGUGAGGCCACAGGGGCCUGAAUCGAGGCAGCAGCAGCACAAACACAACCAGCGGGUGCUGGGGUACUGCAUCCUGCUCAUGCUGACAGGCAUGGGCCUGCACUAUGCCGCCUUCAGGAAGUUGGAGCAGGUGCACCGUAGCUUCAUGGAUGAAAAGGAUCGGAUCAUCACAGCCAUCUACAACGACACACGGGCACGGGCCAGGGCCAACAGAGCCAGUUUCCAGCAGGAGCGACUGCAGAGGCAGCAGCAGCCACCACCCAGGCCUCCCUAAGUCCCCAGCCCCUGAGGGGCUCACUUGGAUAGGGCCUGCUAUAGGGUCUGCCGUGUCCUCCCUGCUUCCUUCCCAGGUGUCCCCACGCCCCAAAACGCGUGCAAUAAAGUGAAUUUCAGA